This is a messenger RNA of Chelonia mydas (Green sea turtle), 9383 nucleotides long. RefSeq names its product DNA polymerase delta interacting protein 3 (gene POLDIP3). The record is from RefSeq and is a predicted model, not a curated record. Lineage: Eukaryota; Metazoa; Chordata; Testudines; Cheloniidae. Bases 2530 to 3837 code for a protein of 435 amino acids. Gene Ontology annotation, biological process: mRNA export from nucleus. Gene Ontology annotation, molecular function: mRNA binding. Gene Ontology annotation, cellular component: nucleus. The transcript has 9 exons.
AAUAUAAUUAUUUAUUACUUGUAUUACCAUAGCACCUAAAAGAGAUCGACCAGGACCCCAUGUGCGAGGUGCUACACAAACACAAAACAAAAAGACGGUCCCUGCCCCCAAAGAGUCUGUAAGUUAAGUAAUACAUCAGCUGGCUUCUUCCCAAAUACAGAACAAAAAUACGUAUUGAACAUUUUUGCCUUUUAUACAUUAUUGUUGGCAAUUCUAUCAUUUCCAGCUAGUAACUGACCAAUACUAUUAUUAGGAUUAUUUUGUUCCUAAUAUACUAAAAAUCUUCUUAUUGUCUCCAUGUGUCCUUUUGUUUCCAUUACCAAUUUUCUACAAUUCCUAGCUUUUAAAUUACAUUAAUUGCUAUCAGCAUCCCUCUAUGUAUUUAUUUAUUUAUUUGAAUAGCUGCUUUCACUUCCCGCUAAGGCAGGUUGACUUUUUAACCAGUGUAUCCUUCUUUCUUUAUUGUGGGAGUGUGGGUUGGCUCUGCAUAUUUAAAGGGCCAGCCUCAGAAAGGCACGAUGGGAAGAAAAAUGUUCCUGUAAGAGAGUGACCCUGCUCUGGAAAGAGUUAGCAGAAAGUCACCAAGGAAGAUGUUCUAAGGAAGAGGCGCCUUUGGUGCUGUGCCUGUCAUCACUCUCUCCCAUGGAGCAUAGGGGGAUGACACUUCAGAAAUGAGAGGAGUUGUGGAGGGGACAGUCUCUCCUACAUGAUUUCUGAGGACUGUGGGACUGAUCCCACUGAAAUGUAACAAAGGGUAAACACCCAGAGCAGAAGCUGACCUGGGGGCUUUAGAGACCCCUGCAGCUUCUAAUAAACACUGGGGAAGGAAACCUCAGCAAGGUCAGGCUCAUAAUUCUCCUGUAAGGGCUUGCUGACCAGGCUCCAGCAGAGCCCACUGGUGAAGCACACAGCCAUCUCUGCACAGUUCACCUCAUCAGCCCCUGAAUCUGCAAAUUCUAAGAGAACAGCUGGACACAAGUUUUUCUAAGACUCUUAGGAGUGAAAGAUCAUGUGUCAUUGGAAAUGCAAUGUCUCCUAGACUUACAAUAAAAGCUUGCAGAGUUUGGAUUUACAUUUAUGCUCUGCACAGUUAUCUCCUUUUUUGUCUGAUUGUGAGUGGUUCCUCUCCCCCACAACUUCCCCAAAAAUAUUUAAAAGUUUAUAUUGCAGCCAUUAAUGUUUUGCAGUAUCUUUCUAGCUGCUGUAACUUAUUGUAGCCUGGCUUGCCUAGACACAUUGUACAACCAAAAAAUCCACACAGCAUAGGUGCUGGAACUAAGGGUACUGGGGGUGCUGCCAUCCUCCCUGGCUUGAUGUGGUUUCCAUUAUAUAGACGGUUUACAGUUUGGUUCAAUAGCUAUCAGCCAACCCCCACACUCCACACACACACUGUACAAAUUGUUCCAGCACCUGUGCCCCACAUAACUUGUUUUUUCUCUCUCUUUCUUCCUUUCUGGUGAAGCCCUGAGUUUGUACCAAUAAGGUCUGUAGGUUAUUGAUGUAUAGACUGAAAAUGCUAGGGCUGAAUUUAGUAUUUUGUUGGCAUGUUGUUUAUUGUAUUUGACAGACUGGGACGUAGAUUUCAUUAUAUUAGGUUUCCCACUAAUUCCUCUUGGUUGAAGUUCAGUCCGUGGAGAAGGCAAAUGGAACUGAAACACUUUUAACUGGCAGGCAAAGAUCUUCCCCUGCUUUGCUCGUUGACCUGUUUCACGAGACUCACACAACACUGCCGUUCAUGUAUUUUUUUCUUUUUUGUGCUGCAAAAUUUUGCCAGCGCAGCCCCGGCGGGGGUCCGUGCCCGGAUACGAGGGACCCGAGAUAACGAGUUCGCUUCGUUGGUCCCCGAGCCGGAAAGCGCCCGGACCGGAAAACGAAACAGCUUUGUGCAGCGCCGUACCCCAUCCUGCGCUCUGUCGCCGGGAACGGCGCCACCGCACCGAACCACGAGCGCUCCCUGCAGCGAGCAGUUUGUGCAGGCCGGACACGCAGCUAUUUUGUUUUUGCCACAUCAGUAGGGGGGUGGGAUCGGGCAGAUCACAGCACCCGGGCAUCUCGCUAAGUAGGCGAGUCACCCUGGGGGCGACCUGUGCCCGCGCAAAAAUUCUUCUCACAUUAGCAGUGAGGACCCGGGCGUCACCCCGGAUCGUUAUUUUCCUUACUCAUAAGUUUAAGGCAUGCCGAAAAAGCGGAGCGGCCGGCGGGGGGAGCCGAGCGGGAAGCUUUGCCAGUCAGGGUGAGCAAGGUGGCAGUUCCACCCCGGAUCCAGGUCAAGCCAGACCGCGGUCUUAGACCCUCCUGACGCUUCCACCCGUGUCUCUUUUCAGCGGGAGCGUUGUUUUCCGGGUAUAAAUCCGCCAUGGUAACCGGCCCCGUGCAUGCAAAUGAAGAGGCUUCGGCCGCACAGGAUCGUGGGAACCGCGGGCCUUUCCUUCUCUCCCUUUUUUGCGGCGCGCGCGCCCUGAAGGGGUCGCGCGACGCACCGCCGUUGCCGCGCGGAGCGGGGAGGGGAAGCGGAAGCAGUUUAGUCUCAUGUCCGGGCCUCGCUCGCUGCGUCUGGUCUCUGGGCCCCGCGACAAGAUGGCGGACCUGUCCCUGGACGAGCUCAUCCGGAAGCGUGGCGUGACUGUGAAGGGGAGACUGAACACCAGGCCAGUAUUUGGAGGCAUUCGAUCUCGAAUUGGGAUCCAGCAAACUCUUCUGAGUAGACCAACGCCAACCAUCAGCUUCCAACGGACAUUUGAUGCCCGGCAAAAGAUUGGCCUCACUGAUGCCCGACACAAACUGGGAGUUAAAGAUGCUCGGGAGAAACUGCUUCAGAAAGAUGCUCGGUUCAAAAUCAAAGGGAAAGUGCAGGAUGCCCGGGAAAUGCUGAAUUCCCGCAAGCAGCAGAGCGUGCCUGCAGAGAAGGUGACCAAAGUGAUAGAUGCCAGAGAGAAGAUCAGCUUGAAAAGGAGCGCUCCUGCUGCUGCAAUUGUAAGUCCAGCCGUGGGGACAGUGACCCCGGCCAUGAAGAUCACCAAAACAAUUCAGCAGAAGGCUGCAGCCCCAGGACACUCUCAUUCUGCAGGAAUGAGGAUCAAUGUAGUGAACAACCACACACAGAGACAGGGCCUGUAUGAUAUGGAAGAUGAUGAUGAAAGCAUAUCUCCCCUUCCUAGCAAACAGAUGAAAAUCACCACCACAAACAGCUUCCUGCACAACGCGGCUGGGCUGAGUGGCAAUAAGUUCUCUCUUUCCAAGACCGUCCCCCUCACCAAAGUGGUUCAGAAUGACUCCUAUACAGCCCCGCCAGCACCUCUCUCUCCCAUUCGGACAAAGGCCCUGACAAACGUGUCCCGGACCUUGGUGACCAAGGAGGAACCACCAAAAGAACCAGCACCUGUUGAGCCGGUGUUCAGCCCUUUGGAAGGUACAAAGAUGACUGUGAACAAUCUGCACCCCCGAGUCACAGAGGAAGACAUUGUUGAGCUGUUCUGUGUGUGUGGUGCUCUAAAGCGAGCCCGUCUUGUGCACCCUGGAGUGGCUGAGGUGGUCUUUGUGAAGAAGGAAGAUGCCAUCACAGCAUAUAAGAAAUACAACAACAGAUGCUUAGAUGGGCAGCCAAUGAAGUGCAACCUUCACAUGAACGGGAAUGUCAUCACAUCAGAUCAGCCAAUCUUGCUUCGAUUAAGCGACACCCCCUCUGUGAAAAAGGAAGUAGAACCACGGCGGUCGAGUGCAGGUGCCUCCUCAAAUCCGCCAGCUGAGGUGGACCCUGACACCAUUUUGAAGGCGCUCUUCAAAUCCUCGGCGGCCUCUGUGUCUGUGCAGCCCACAGAAUUCAAAAUCAAACUCUGAGAAGAGUGGUGGCGAGCAGUGGACUGGAAAACUUGCUGAAGGCGUAAAAUGGGGAGAAUCGCGUGGGAGCGCAGGUGUUACUGUGUUUGCCCACCUUGUGCUUUUUUGUUUUCUAUGAUCGCUGCCUUCCUGUACAGUAGUGUUCCCUCUCGUGUGUGUAUUUUCUGUUUUCAUAGUUGGAGUUUUCUUCCACAUUUUUCCAAGAGAAUAACCUCCCCCUUCUGCCAGUGAGAUAUAUUACCAAGCAUAGACCCAUGUAACUCCCUCAUUUGCUCCACACCCCCUUGUGGCCAGCUAUUAAAAGUGCAACAAGAGAUUUUGAGGGAAGGGGAAUGAUAAACAGCACCUCUUGUCCUCAAGCUAACAACCUCUGACUGAACGGUGAAGCCCCUCUGUUAUUGUCGCUUGAUACGAGAUUUAAUUUUUAAAGCUGCUGCAUUUGGGGUGGAGCCAGGUGUGAUGCUCGGAAGCAAGUGGCGUUUUGACAGUUUUAUCUCAUGUGCACCUGGUAGGAUACAACUUCUGCCUGGCUGUUAGAUGCUUUGCUGAUCAGCAGCUGUGACACUUGGAAGCACUGAGAAGAAUCUGAGUCCCCUGCUUAUCAGCCGAUGGAAGAGUUUCGGCUGGGGGGAGGAUAUAUGCACAGGUGCAGACAUACAGCAUCUUAUCUGCUGUCACAGUUAAGCCUCUGCUAUUGUCCUGGUGAAGUUCAGUUUUCAGUAAUGCAGAGAGGGGGAGAAAAUAGCUCAGGCUUCUGUGUAAUGUGAAUAUAUCAGCUCCUUAGGGUACCCCAAGGUGAUCUGCCCUUUCUUCCCUCUUUCUGGACUGACUUCAUAUGAGAGCAGGGACUUUGACCAGAAACACAAGAAAUCAAGUGUUUCCCUUCCCCUUAGGUUGAAUCAUAUCAUGUUCUCCCAACCCCUGCUGUCAAUAUAGGGACAUGAGUUUUUUAUUGCGUGAGGUGGGGACUGGGAAGUUCCUCUAUCAUCCCCAUUCCAAUUUUAUGGAGAGGAGUGGGCUGGGGAGUAAGUUAUGUACUCAUAUGUAGGAAGUAAUCCUCUUGUCCACCUGCUCUCAAGGAGUAUCAAUUAUAAAAGGGCUCCAUGUGAGCUAUGCUUGGCUGCUUUGCAGAACAGCUGCUCGUGUACAUGGGCUGGAAGGAUGGUGGAGGCACUUCAUGGCCUCAGAGGGAUGGCUGUUGGGAAACCAGUGUAAGGGAUACAGCAGAGAGGGGAGCAUGGAAACCAAGCAAGCCCCAGGUCGAGCCACAAGAAUGUACCUUCCAAGCAGGGACUGUUUGUCUGUGAUGAGCCAUUGGCCACUAGGUGGCACUUGCCGUGUUCCCUUUGUUAGCAUAGCAUUAACCCAGUGAAAACUGGGAAGUCCAGGUAGCUCUAAUUGUAUUAGUUUCAAUUGUAUUAUGAGAAAAGAGGGAAGUGAAAACCACCCCAAAAUCUGGCUGAAGUUUGAACUUAAUCCUUCCAGCUAUGAAACUAACCAAUUCUGUUCAGCCCUGCCGACAUUCCUUAGUGAACUCUGUCCAGUACCAUUGUAGAUUGAGACUCCAUUUCUUGGUGGACCCUGUGUUUCUUUUGCACUCUUGUUUUGUGCAAACUCUUUGUUCUGUCUGGCGGGUACAAACCAUUCCUCUAUCAUGCCAUAUUGCUCGUAGCCAUGGAAAGAACUGAGGACUCAACAGAACUUGCUUUUCUGUAGUAAUUGUAUCUGAAGAAUAACUGCAGUUAUCAGGGAUUCUUCUUGUGAACUGCAGGUGUGUGGGGGAAGGGUUUAAGACUGCAAUUGUUCCUCUUUUAGAUCACCCAUCAGACAUCUGUGUUUUAAUAAAAGGGGGUGGGAGAAGGGAGUGUUAGGGAUUGGAGAAGACUAUGUAUUAUCUGUUUCAGAAUAAAUGUUUGUUAUACAGAGAUUGGAUUCUAAACUUCUUAAGACACUGGGAAGUUGACAGAGACCAGGUCAGUUGAACUUUGAAUCAAGCCUGCUGCUUCAGUGGUAGAAAGAACUUGGGAAGUCUCAAAUUAGUAGUGUUGGUUCAGUGAUGAAUGCCAUAUAUAGUUAAGCACAAGGUGGGGCUCAGCUGAGGCAAUUGGUACUAAUAUGACAAAGCCUUACAGCUUUGGUGCUGAAGUUCAGCCCAGCUCACUAUGUCAUCAGAAUUAUUACCAGCUGAUAGCUGGCUGCUGUCCUAUGAUGUGAAAUGAGAUCGAUAGUCUUGGUGUAGUUUUUAGUAGAUAGGUAUCACACUACCAAAAUGACAGGUUUCAGAGUAGCAGCCGUGUUAGUCUGUAUCUGUAAAAAGAAAAGGAGUACUUGUGGCAUGUUAGAGACUAACAAAUUUAUUAGAGCAUAAGCUUUCGUGAGCUACAGCUCACUUCAUCGGAUGCAUACAGUGGAAAAUAUAGUGGGGAGAUUUUAUAUACACAGAGAACAUGAAACAAUGUAACAGACUGUAACAAGAGUGAUCAAGAAAGGUGAGCUAUUACCAGCGGAGGGGGCAAUGGGCUUUGUUGCAAGGAUAGGUGUAGUAGGUAACUUCUGGGUACUCUUCUGGGUCUGUCAGUCUGUUUCUUCACUUCAGCAGGUGGGUAUUGUAGGUGUAAGAACGCUUGAUAGAGAUCUUGUAGGUGUUUGUCUCUGUCUGAGCGGUUGGAGCUUUCAUCCAGACCACACCACACGAUCCAUUGUCUACAGCCAAGCUCUACGAUACAACCGCAUUUGCUCCAACCCCUCAGACAAACACCUGCAAGAUCUCUAUCAAGCAUUCUUACAACUACAGUACCCACCUGCUGAAGUGAAGAAACAGAUUGACAGCGCCAGAAGAGUACCCAGAAGUCACCUACUACAGGACAGGCCCAACAAAGAAAAUAACAGAACGCCACUAGCCAUCACCUUCAGCCCUGAACUAAAACCUCUCCAACACAUCAUCAAGGACCUACAACCUAUCCUGAAGGAUGACCCAUCACUCUCAUAGAUCUUGGGAGACAGGCCAGUCCUUGCUUACAGACAGCCCCCCAACCUGAAGCAAAUACCAGCAACCACACACCACACAACAAAAACACUAACCCAGGAACCUAUCCUUGCAACAAAGCCCGUUGCUAACUGUGUCCACAUAUCUAUUCAGGGGACACAAUCAUAGGGCCUAAUCACAUCAGCCACACUAUCAGAGGCUCGUUCACCUGCGCAUCUACCAAUGUGAUAUAUGCCAUCAUGUGCCAGCAAUGCCCCUCUGCCAUGUACAUUGGCCAAACUGGACAGUCUCUACGUAAAAGAAUAAAUGGACACAAAUCAGAGGUCAAGAAUUAUAACAUUCAAAAACCAGUCGGAGAACACUUCAAUCUCUCUGGUCACUCGAUUGCAGACCUAAAAGUGGCAAUUCUUCAACAAAAAACUUCAAAAACAGACUCCAAGGAGAGCCUGCUGAAUUGGAAUUAAUUUGCAAACUGGAUACAAUUAACUUAGGCUUGAAUAAAGACUGGGAGUGGAUGGGUCAUUACACAAAGUAAAACUAUUUCCCCUUGUUUAUUUCCCCACCUACUGUUCUUGUAAAGUGCUGGAAAUGGCCCACCUUGAUUAUCACUACAAAAGGUUCUCUUCCCUUCCCCCCCCCCCCCCCCCCCCCCCCCGCUGGUAAUAGCUCACCUUUCUUGAUCACUCUUGUUACAGUCUGUAUGGUAACACUCAUUGUUUCAUGUUCUCUGUGUAUAUAAAAUCUCCCCACUAUAUUUUCCACUGUAUGCAUCCGAUGAAGUGAGCUGUAGCUCACGAAAGCUUAUGCUCUAAUAAAUUUGUUAGUCUCUAAGGUGCCAUAAGUACUCCUUUUCUUACUACCAAAAUGGACAUGGUCAGUCCACAUUAUUGGCAGCUUAGAGGCAAAUGAAUGAAUGGAGCUUUGAGAUUGAACAACCCUCAGGGUUGAAAUAUACUAGUGAGACGAUGUGGAGAAGCUUGUGUUGCUGCUGUCUCCUCCGUAUCUGUUGUGAGAGAGGCCUUCAGUUUACAGGUCUUUUAGGCAUCUCUCAAGAGCUCUAAGCUCACAACAAACAUUUAAUUAAAAGAGUAGAUCCUAACUAUGCACUGUCAGACCCUUUUGGCAAUUCUCACUUCAUGAAGGUCUACAACAGUUGUAACAGUGGAGGGGAAAAUAUGUUCCAGUGUUCAUUUACACGGUAAUCUUUUUGGAGCAGGGACAGCACCGAGCCCAAUGGGCGCAGAACCUGAGUAAGGUCUUUCAGUGCUACUGCAAUAUAAAUAAGGCUACAAGAGUUUUUGGGAACCUUAAACAGUAGCAGAACUCUCCUGCCUGGCUCGGUAAACUUUUGUCUGUCCUUUUCUCCCAGUAAUAAUAUUUUUUUCAGGACAGAUGAAAUGUCUGUAAGGCCACUGACCUUCCAAGUGGUGGAGUUUGUGUGUUUGAUGAUAACCACAAGAAUUCCUGUGCUGCAUCCUUACUUUGAAACAUCCAUAUGCUCUGUGGUGGUAUAUUUACCCAGCCCAUCAUGACCUCUUUAGGACAGGAGACUUGAGUUGUCUGCAUUGCCACUGCAUUGCAAAGCCUCUUUACGUGGAUGCUUACCUUCCUUUUCCCAUUUGACAAAAAACAUUGUGGUCUUUAGCCUGGCUAAGGCUAUCAGGACUGUGUGGAGCAACAAGCCCUAGAAUGUUUUCCACUUCGCAAGCAUGUAAACAGAACCUACAUGGUGAGAGGCUUUAAAGGUCUAUCUUCCUGAUAAAAAUGCAGCCUCAUGGCUCCAAGAGGGUUUGUCAUGACCGUGAGUACUGCUUUAUGGACACAAACCUGCAGUAACACUAAUCCUUUUAGAGGACUGUUGCCCUAUUGAUCUAGUUAGUUCCAAAGGCAGCAAGGCAUGGUAUGUUCUGGUCUGUCUCUGUCUAAAAAUGUUCCCCAUAGUGAAUUAUUAUACAGUUAACCAGGAGCUUUCUGGUUUUAUACACUAAGCCUCAGCCAUAACUGGAGAAAGGUUACAGGACUAGGUGGAUCACUAAUCUCCAUAUUUUUGGCAUAGGAAGUUCCUUUACUGUUAUGCUGUGAAUGUAGACACAUGCUUUAAUAGUACUUGUUUAAGGAAGAGGUUUAUAUUAAGAAUGGUCAGAUUAUUGACAUUGUGAUCAUAGGUCAAACCUGGGAUAAUUUAACUGACAUGGAAAUUUAUUUAGAAGGCCCUGGCACACUUCUAUUUCCCUACAGCCCAGGAGGUCAAGGCUGACCAUUCAGAAUGUUGGGGUUAUACAUAUACUAUAAUGGAAAGCCUGGGUCAAAGGUGAGUUCUACUUACAGACCUUAUUUGUAGAACUCUAAUAUGAUUAGAAAGUUACCCCAAAAAAAAAAAAAAGCAUUUAUCAUGUGUUAGCUGUAAAGGCAUAGCAGUGGGGGAUCUUGACCUUGGUCAUUUCUCAGACUUUAAGUCUAAUGAAGGUCACCUUUCCCAUGAUGUCUACAAGGUGUUCAGUCAUUUAUCCGUAUCCAAUUUUUAUUCAUAAUUUAAAUAAACCACAUCUUGCCAUCCUUA